AUGACCGGCUGGGGUAUGAGUGCUCAUGAACAAGCUCUCAUGAUCUCUUCUAAAAUUCAUGGCCUAUUUGGGUAUGCUCUGAUGGGCGCGGGUGCUCUGAGAAUUGUGGAGAUCUGCUUCGUGUUGAACGACCAGCCCACUCCAAGCUCCGGGCACGUCAGAAUUUUCCAACACUUGCCUCCUUACCUUCUCGUUCUCGGAGGCACGCUCUUCAUGUCCGCCACUGACGAAGAAAUGCACAACGCCGACAACCUCGGUAUCGACCACGUCUCCUACGCACUCUUUGACUUUUCGCUCUCUUUCUUGAUCUACCUCACUAUCACCUUCCUCGUCCAUCUUUACUCUAUUACAGGGCGCAACGCCCUCGAAUCUCGAGAUGGUGACGGCGGGGAAGGAGGGAGGGAGAUCUUCGACAGCGAGCACGAGGGACAUGGGUAUGCCAAGGUCUCCACGGACGACAGACGGUCAGGGGAAAGACGGCGAGGCGAAGCGGACGAUGGGCCAGAGGCCUUUGAGCUGGAAGAGAGAGAGUCGAGCAAUGAAAGCGAGGCGGUCAAAAUUGGAGGCGAAGACGAGGUCGAUUGGAUAGGAAGAAGAGGACCUGGGGUCGGUCUGUAG
This is a messenger RNA of Cryptococcus amylolentus CBS 6039, 618 nucleotides long. RefSeq lists its product as hypothetical. NCBI's taxonomy places the organism in Eukaryota, Fungi, Basidiomycota, Tremellomycetes, Tremellales, Cryptococcaceae. The record is from RefSeq and is a predicted model, not a curated record. Bases 1 to 618 code for a protein of 205 amino acids. The transcript is spliced from 4 exons.